Scheffersomyces amazonensis is the source of this 1643-nucleotide messenger RNA. RefSeq names its product tRNA 1-methyladenosine methyltransferase subunit. The record is from RefSeq and is a predicted model, not a curated record. The transcript has a single exon. Bases 152 to 1552 code for a protein of 466 amino acids. Gene Ontology annotation, cellular component: nucleus; tRNA (m1A) methyltransferase complex. Gene Ontology annotation, biological process: tRNA methylation. Lineage: Eukaryota; Fungi; Ascomycota; Pichiomycetes; Serinales; Debaryomycetaceae.
CUCGCUGCGAUGAGCCCGCAAAAAAAAAAUCCACCGGCGAACGACCGGAACUGAUUUUUCACUAAUGGCUUCUCUAUAUCAGUAGCGACCUAGACACUACUGCCUUAGUAAUUACCACCACUACAGAGUCAGUAAAGAGUCAGUAAAGAGUAUGAGUAGUGAGGACGUUAAGUCAGUAGCGACUAGCGAGUACAAUUCACAAGUCAUUGCAUAUGGACAAUAUGUUCUUGUCCGAUUACCAUCAGAAGGUCUCAAGCUAGUAUACUUGAAGGAGACCGGAAUUGUGAAUUUGGGUAAAUUUGGAAGUUUUCAAGUAUCUGGAGUCAUAGGAUAUAAGUUAGGACAGUCAUUUGAGAUUAUUGAAGAUCAACAAGUAAAACCUAUAAGUCAUAUUAGCGAAAUAACUGAAGAUAAUGGACCAGAAGUUGAAAAUGAAGAUGAUGGAGAAACACCUCUCAGUAAGGAUAUGUUAACUCUGUAUUUUACUAAUAGUUCUGAUAAUAAUCAGAAUAUCAUUAAUAUAGGAUCCAAGAUUCAACAACUCACUAAUGAAGAUAUCGAUGAGUUAAAGAAAUCAGGUGCAUCUUCUGGAAUAGGCCAACAGAUCAUUGAAAAGAUGAUCUCUGGUCAUGAAGGGUUUGAUAAGAAAACCAUCUUUUCACAACAAAAGUAUUUAAGAAGGAAACAACAAAAGUUUCUUAGAAGAUUCUCGGUAGAAUAUGUCAGUGCAUCACAAUUGUUGGAAUAUUUCAUUCAAAAGGAUCUUCCUCGAGUUCUUGAUAUUAGUGAAGAAACUCUUGGAUUGAUCAUGUCUUAUGGGAACAUACGACCAGGAGGUAAUUAUUUAUUGAUUGAUGAGACUGGUGGAGUCAUUCUUUAUGCUAUGUUGGAAAGAAUGAAAGGUCAAGGUUCUGUAUUGGUACUUCACGAUAAUGAACAUGCCAAUCUUUCAGCAUUAAAGUAUUCUAACUAUUCAGAAGAAACUCAAUCAAAAAUGAUUAAAACCAUUAAUUGGUUACAAUUCUUAGAGCCUGAAAAUGAAAGGAUAGAUUGGGAACAUGUUAGUGAAACAGAAUUAGCCGAUAUGAAACCAUCUAAGAAAGCUCAGUAUGAACGUAGAACCAAACGAGCUGGAGAAAUUAAUUCCGUAAUUGAAUUGGCUCAACAGGGAAAUUUCGAUGCUUUCAUAUCUGUCAGUACAUUAAGUCUUCCCACUUUAUUACCAGAAGUAUUACCUAAAAUAGGAGGAUCUCGUCCUAUUGUAUUAUAUAGUCAAUUUAAGGAAUUAUUGUUGGAUACUCAACAUUUCUUAUCAGUAGAUAAGAGAGUAUUGGCACCUUCAAUUCUUGAAACUAGAGCUAGAAUUUAUCAAACCAUUCUAGGUAGAAUUCAUCCUAUGAUGACUCUGAGAGGUUAUGGUGGUUAUAUACUUUGGGGAACUAGAGUUAUACCGCAAGAAUCAGGAAUUACUGCUGUUGGUAGAGGUGUAAGUAAAAGAAGAAAGGAAAAUACUGAACUGUCUCCCGAAGUUGCAACUGAUUCAACUCAGUAAUUACUUAUAUACAUAAUUAUUUAUUAACAUAUUAACUAUAUAUAGACGAACAUAAUUGACCCAAUACUCGCAUGGGAGAAUUGGAUUUCCA